Messenger RNA from Ectocarpus siliculosus, 5766 nucleotides. Lineage: Eukaryota; Phaeophyceae; Ectocarpales; Ectocarpaceae. The record is from the annotation of a GenBank genome assembly.
AUGUCUUCGCUCAUGAGAGUGGUGGCCUCGUUUCCAUCGACCUCGCUGAAGCCCCUGUGGACCACCACUUGGAAAGGAGACAAGAAGAGCAAGGGCUUGGGCGAGGUGUUGCGGGAUGUUGCGGGGGGGAGCAGCGGCGAGAUUGCUUGGCACCACUCCGCUCGAAUUCUGGCGGCUCUUUUGCCUUGCUUUUGCCUACCGCCAGCGGAACCGCACCCCUUGCUUAGAGAUGCCGGCCUCAACCUUGGCGAAGAACUUCCCCUGCUCCUCUCAAUCCUGGAAACCCUCAUGGAGGCGUUUCCCUCCCCGAUCCCCGAGGACGCGGCUUCCGCGGUAGACGCCGCGGCUCCGCUGCUGCUGCCGCCGUCCUCCUCCUCGAGCAGGGGGGCGGAAGAGGAAAACUGCUGUGCCGACGUUCGGCUGGAGGUCUUGCCGACGUCCGGCCUGAUCGCUAACGCGUGGUGCGGCUUGGCCUUCUGGGCGAUGGAACAGGCUGCUGCUGCUGGCUUGGAUGUGCAAGGGACCGGGAAAGGAAAGUCUGGUCCUGCUGAUGCUGGCGAGUCUGCUUCAGACAACCAAGAUGGUAGCGGGAAGGGGCAUGGAAAUACCGCCGCCGCCGCUAGAGACUGCCGGAAGGAGGGCAGCGGCCCCAGUAGCUCGUCGGCGGCUCCUCCCAAAGAAAACGAGGCUUCGGAGGCCGGCCGGCCCUUGCAGGUGCUCUUGGAGUGGUUGCUUGGGGUGAGAGCAAGGCCUUCGACAGGGACUGGUGCCAAGGUCACGACGGUCACCGAAAAGGCCGUCCCGGGCGGCAGCACAGCGGAGGGGAGGGGAAAGGCUGCUGCGAACCCCGCUUCAUCUCCGACUACCGACCGCUUGGCCAGGUGGAAGGUGGCACUCCUUGCUGCUCUGAUCCGGGGACUGUCGAGACGGCUGGACGUUCAGAACGCUGAGACGGAAGCGGGAGCAGAUGAUGCCGACGCGAAGCUGCCCGAACGGGCUUGGCUCGACGCGCCCGUGGACUCGUCUUCUGUCUUUGAUGGCUGGUCGUGUGCCGGUGAUUGUCCGGCUUGCGCCGAGUGUUUGCCGGCGGGGGGCGUCAUCCGUCAGUCCAUCUCGAGGAAGUGGCUCAAGAGUGAGACGCCCCUGUGGUUGGUGCUCCUUACCGGGGUGCUGCGGGGGAGGUGCGGCUUGGAAUACCGAUGCCUAGACGGCAGCGGCGGUGGUGGAAGCGGCGGCGAGUCGCGUGUUGUGCGAGAGGCUUGCCACAAGGGAAACCCCCGGCAUGAACCAGGCGUUGCUACCGACGGCACCCGCGGUGGCGGCGGAAGCGCUUGCCAAUUCUCGCCCGUGUUUCUAUCGCAAUCGUUCUUGGGCGGAGCGCUCUCGUUGUCGCCGGGCGGCUGGCCUGCACAGCUUCUCGCGUCCCUGCUGACAGGCGUGCGCUCGGCGAAGGGGAGAACGCAGGAGGAAGAGGAUUUAGCGUUGGUGGUGGCAGGCCGCGUGUGGCGUGCCGAGGCUGCUCGGAACCUAGCGGAGUGGAAUCGUUGCCUGCCGUUGUCUACCGACUCGUAUGUUGGUGCCGCGGGCGCGGGUUUCGAUGGUGGCGCGCAGGGCGUGACGCUGGGGGGGGACCGUUACAGAGGCGGCCCGGUCGCUCCACACGCAAGAACCGUCGGCAUAUCGGUAUCAGGCGCGGACGUGCAGCAGAAGCAGCAGCAGCGGCAGCCGAGCGAGAACCUGCGAACCGCUACCGCCAACACGUUGAGGUUCUUGCUCCACGCGGCCUGCUCCUUGUUUUCCCGCCCGCCGGAGAGGAACACGCGGAGCCAAUCGAAGGAGUCGGAAGGCGCGGCAGGACAGGCAUGCGAUCCGGGAAACAGGACCGUGGUUAGCACCGGCGUCCAGAACGAGGCUCGCGAGGCGGUGGGGGUAGCAGAACACGACGGCAACCUCCGAGGGGAGGAUUCACGCGGCUGGUCGCAGGGCGGCAAGAGAUCGGCGGCCGUGGAGUCGGUUUUUGGCGCGGAGACGGCGAGGCUCUGGCUUGGGCUUUUCGAGGCGAGGAGAAACUCGCCCGCCCAGCCGAAGGGAUUCUCGAAACUGGUCAAGGCACUCGCAAAAGAUUGCGGAAACUGUGCUUUCGUCGUGUCGGGGGGGCCGUUGGGUGGAGGCAAGGGGGGAGCGGGGGAGGAGGGUUCUUCCGCGGCGCCGCCUCCGGCGGUUUGGGGGCUCGAUUUCAGCCAGACACAGCCUCCGUCGCAGCAGCAGCAGCAGCAGCCGCGAACGGGUCAGCGGGAACCGGGCGACUUUGCUUCCUCGACGCAAGGAGACAAGACAGCCGGGGCCGCGGCAACGCGCUACGACAAGUGCAGCAACACCGACCACCCAGAAGGCAAGAAGCAAAACGGCGGCGGUGACACGCUUGCCCCCCCGCCGCCUUUCGUUGCCCUCCCCGUGCUGGCGGCGGCGGCGCUGGCGCUCUUGACGGCCGCUCCCGCGGAAGCCGACGCGAAGGCGAAGGGCCGGGCGUGGAAGGCCGGGUCCGCUACGCUCGCCUGGACCCUCACAGCAGCGGCCGCCGCCCCCGCCACUACUACCCGGUCACCGCCGGCAUCGCCGUCAACAACCCAGCGGUCAUCGGCAGCAGCGGCGGCGGCGGUGGCAGGGGUAGCAGCAGGAGAGGAAGGGGCAACCAUCCCCGCUGAGGUUUGUCAAUGCCUCGGCGCCGUGCGCUCGUGCUUGACGGUGGCGGUGGCGGCGGCGGCUGACUCCGCGGGAGGGGGGCCGAACCGAUCAUCAUCGUCGGGGACGGCCGGCUUCCCUCUAGACAGGGAUUCGCUCGCGCCGGUGUGUCGGCUCUUGGCCGUUGCGGUCAGAACCUCGUAUGCCACCGCUGGUGGUGCUGCUGCAGCUGCUGAUGCAGGCCCGGAGCCUUCUCCCGGAAGCCUGAUCCAAGCUGCUCCUUCCUCUUCCACCGCCGUGGGGAUCGAGGUCGUGGCUGCGGACCCUGCGGUGCGCCCCGAGAUUCGAGGCCUGGUGGCGUGCGCGCUGUCGGCCAGCAGGAAGGUGGCGGCGUCGCCGGGACUGCUGACCGCCCUGAGCCCCUUGCUAGAGGCAGUGCUGGACGUGUCUAGUUCAAGCUGCGACGCAGACAGCUUGCAGUCAUCUCUCCUGGACGUGUGGAACGCUACCUUCGGAAAGAUCAACCUGAAACAGCCGCCUGCGCCGGCAUGGAAAGCCGCGUUCAGCCCGUCCUUGCUCCGGCGCCUAUCGGACCUAUCCCAGCGAGCAGAGGUCGAAAUGCCCCGCGGCAUCACUCUCCCAGUGCUCGACACCGUAGCAGCACCACCAACAGCAACAACGGCCCAGGGGCUCCGGGGUUCGGGCUUGUCGGAAGGUAACAAAGGAGCCGAAGGGGGAGGCAUCGCGGUGGAGGAGUCCGCGCGGGGCGGCAGUGAAGCACGAGAUUAUUCGCAGCCGGAGUCGGCAGCCGUGGGAGAUUUGCGGGCGGCGGCGGCGGGGGGUGGGGGGGCGCGAGGCCGCGCUUCGUCUGGUUGUGCUUGGAACGGCGGCGUGGCGGGAGCUCUCCCAGCAAAGGGGGGCCGGCGGUCCUUCAUGAAGCAAGCCUCUAGGAGCCCCUCGCCAAGCCAAAGCCACCCUGUGGCCACCCCCAAGAAGAGAUCGCCAUCUCCGACAUCUCCUGACGGUGGUGGCUUUUCGGGAAAGUUUAUCCGUGUUGUCGGGAACGGUCGGGGGAGCGGCGGCAACAGGGGUACCCCGAAGAGGAGGGCCGCCGUCACGACGCACACCUCGCUCGACGGCUCUCAGUCGAUCGCCCCCUGGGAGGACGGCUCUCAGCUGCCUGACACCAACCCCGACUCAGGGCCAGAUCUUCCGCUAGAGGAAGUGCUACCGCCGCCGCCGCCGAGAAGCGGGGUGACCGCCACCACCGCACCCCAAGCACCUUCAACGUCGACGUCACCGGCUACGACCGAAACCACAUCCCCGGGCAGCGCUGCGUCUCCGAGCAAGCGCAGCAUGGAGGAUACGGGUUCUGAAACCGUGGACCCCAGCAAGACCUCGCCUCCCUCGGGAACAGCGGCACCGGAUGCGGGGGUGUCCCCACCCGGUAGCAGCAGCAGCGCCUCCGAUCGACGGGUUCGUCCACGGAUCAUGACCUCUGCGAGCGUCGGCGGAGCUUCUGGCGGUCGCGACGAUGCUGAUGGUUUCGGGCAUGACCAGGGAGGAGAUGAUACGGUCAUGGGCGGCGGGGCCGCCGCUAGUUGCUCUUCGAGCAAAGUCAACACCGCGGCGGCUGCAGCAGCAGCAGCCGAGAAGGAGGUUGCCACGAUGGCGGCGAUUGCCAAGGCUAUGCCUAGCGGUGGGGGGGGACGACACCGCCACGUCGAGGUCGAAUCGGAGAUGUCGGAGAUGAUGUCGUCAGCGCAGGCACCUCCGAGCGGUCAACAACGGGGCCGGGGUGGUGGUGUUGCUGUGGACGCGUUGCUGCAAGACGUUCGGAGCCUGGCGAGGAGGGUGGAGGCGGCCAGGUCAGCAAUGAGUCCGGAGCAGCUCGAAGAAGUCGGCGCGCUGUUGCAGAAAGCGGUGGAGAGCUGAGAGAAAGGAGGGGGAGGACGACCGCUCUGUCAUUUUUUUGUUCGUCCGUCCUUCAUCCCACCGCAUUCCAACACACCGGCGAAGAUGUUCUUUUGGUUCGCUCAACACUGCACGCCUUGUUGUGUGUUCCGUCCGAGUGAUGCCCAUCGGGAGUUGUCAUCAGCGUUCCCCCAAGUUUUUGUCCUCUCCUGUUGAGGUAUUAGUCGAUUUGACAUUGCUACUGCUUGGGUGUGUGGGUGCGUCUUGGCUCUUCCGGUGAUGUGACUUCUGAACUAGCGAUACAACGCCGAUAUGAAGUUUCGAAGCUAGUUCUUCGAGUCCGACUGAGUCUGUUUGUGCCAUCAUGACACCUCUUCUGUGCUGUCCGACUGCACCAUUUCGUCCUUCGAGCGUUCGCGUUGUACAUACACAUGCGUUGAGUAUAGGAUGAUUGAGAUUUUGAGCGUUGGAAACAAAUGUCUGUGCAAGUGUGCAUGAAGACCAAUACAGUAGGAGGAAGCGAUGGGGAAGGGGUGUCGUUCUCGUGUGUGACAGAGGCUAUAUGCCCCGAGAGACUCAUGACGCGAAAAAGCGUGCACAUGACGAAGAGAAAGUCGCAAAUAAAGAAAAAUAGAAUAUGUGUUUGAUUGAGAGUUAUGCUGAGAGCAGAGGUACGUAUGCAAGGUAGGAAAGGGGGGAACCUGACCCCUCCUACCGCUGUGUUUGGGUCUAUACGUGUGACGUGCGUGUGUCGUUUUUACCGUACUUGGGUGGCCUUCGCGGGCGAUGUGAUCUCAAGAGUUGUGUGGAACAGAAGCAGUACAGAUUAUUCUAGGAGGGGGGAGGUGCAGUCCACAGUCCACGCGCCGUCCCCUGGGUAGAAGUGGUGUUUGAUUUUGCGUUAUAUACGCGCCGUGAGGCAUGCUUGUGGAUUGUCACUUGUGCCCUCGCAACGAUAUUCAUCCGUGUCUGCCUCGGGAAUCCUCGUGAAUGUCAAGAUUUCGAGAGUCUUGCCUCGGAAAAAGUUCUCCAAAGUUCCCAGAUUUCUCUAGGAGGAUGCGUACUACGGUAGCUGUGUCCGUCAGGUUGUCGACUCGAUAACGCUGCCUCGAAUUUGUGCAACCCAAAAAAAAUUAUGAAGGGCGGCCGUAUCAUCCCGCCCUUUCCCCC